Leptomonas pyrrhocoris is the source of this 1215-nucleotide messenger RNA. Its product is annotated as putative N-acyl-L-amino acid amidohydrolase. NCBI's taxonomy places the organism in Eukaryota, Euglenozoa, Kinetoplastea, Trypanosomatida, Trypanosomatidae. The record is from RefSeq and is a predicted model, not a curated record. Bases 1 to 1215 code for a protein of 404 amino acids. The transcript has a single exon. Gene Ontology annotation, molecular function: hydrolase activity.
AUGCCUGCCAUUGACCGCGCCGAGCUCGACGCGCGCGUGGAGAAGAUCUACGCGCAGGUUGUCGCCUGGCGUCGCCACAUCCACGAGAACCCCGAUCUGUCGUACGAGGAGGAGCCGACGGCCGCCUACAUUCUGGGUGAGCUGCGGAAGAUGGACUCGGAGGGCAAGUACCUGCACAUCACACAGCCGAUGCCCAACUGCGUUGUGGCGGACAUCAAGGGCGGCGCCGGCGCGGGCCCGACGAUUGCGCUGCGUGCGGACAUCGACGCGCUGCCUGUGGUGGAGCUGACGGAUGUGCCGUUUGCGUCGAAGAAGAAGGGCGUGAUGCACGCCUGUGGCCACGACACGCACGCUGCGAUGCUGCUUGGUGCGGCGCAGCUGCUGCUGGAGGACGCUGCGCGGAUCAAGGGCACGGUGCGGCUGCUGUUCCAGCCUGCGGAAGAGGCAUCCCCAGGCGGCGCGAAGAUGAUGGUGGCGAAGGGCUGCAUGGAGGGCGUGUCGAUGGUGUUCGGCGAGCACAUUUUCCCGCUGCCGAUGCUGCCCACGGGCACGGUUGGGUUCAAGCGCGGUGCGAUCACGAGCAGCAGCGACAACUUUCACAUCGAGAUCCUCGGCCGCGGCGGCCACGCGUCGAUGCCGGAGCGUGCGGUGGACCCCGUGGCGGUUGCGGCGCUGGUGGUGACGGGGAUGCAGCAGAUCAUCUCGCGCCGCAUGCCGCCGACGCGGUGCCCCGUGCUGACGGUGGCGUCGAUUCAGUCGAGCUCCGACAGCUUCAACGUGAUCCCCGACAAGGUGACGCUGAAGGGCACGCUGCGCACGCAGGACCGCGAUGUGCGGACGAAUGGGCAGCGCUACGUGGUGGAGGUGGUGGAGGGGAUCACGAAGAGCUACGGCGCGAGCUGCAAGUGUGAGUGGGUUAAUGGGUGCGGGUUGACGAUCAACGCGGAUGCCGCCUGUGACGUGACGGAGCGUGUUCUGGCGCAGGUUCUGCCCUCCGCCGCUGACGUCGUGAACAUGGAGUGCCUGAUGGGCUCCGAAGACUUCAGUGAGUUCGCCAACGUGUGCCCCGGCAACUUUGUUGGGAUUGGCUGCUACAACGAGUCGGAGGACUGCACUGUGGCGAACCACAGCGCGAAGUUCAAGGUCGACGAGCCGUCCUUGAAGGUCGGCGUGAAGGUGCACUACGGCACGAUUCACGAGCUGCUGAUGCAGUGA